AUGGAUAUGGAAUUAAGUGACUCUGAUGAACCUAUAAAUAGGAGCAAGAGAAAGGCAUCAAGAUUACGGAUACUUUCUUCCUCUUCUGACGAAGAUUUUGUUUUUGGAAACAGUGAUAUGAACGAAUGUUCCUCGGAGGAAGAAGAUGUGGUGUCUAUAUCAGAGAACGAGGAUGGCGAUGAAGAAUGGCAGGCAGUAAAAGAAAUAACUUCAGUAAUAAAUGAAUAUUCGGAAGAAGAGGAAUUUUUAUAUGACACUGACUGUAAUGACCCUUUUGCUUUAUACAAACUAUUCUUCACGGAUUACAUACUAGAGAUGAUAGUUGAAGAAACAAAUAAAUAUCCUACACAAUGUAUAAAAAAUUCUUCAUCUAGCAGUAGAAUACACCAAAAAGCCUGGCAGUCUGUUACAAAAGAUGAAGUGAAUACUUUUAUUGGCAUAUUGCUUAUUAUGGGUGUAGUUCAAUUACCAGAAAUUAGAUUGUAUUGGUCUAACAACGACAUGUAUGCGAACGCACGCAUAAAAAAAGCAAUGAAACGUGACCGUUUUUUAUCUAUUCUUAAGUUUUUACAUUUUGCGGACAAUACCACAGCUAGAACUGAAGAUCGGUUGUACAAAAUUCGAAACAUUAUUGAAACAAUUGUAGAUAGCUUCAAGAGUUCUAUUAGACCUGGCAAAAAUAUCGUUAUCGAUGAAAGUAUGAAAUUUACGCCGGGAAAAAUAACACAAUCAUUGAAAAAUCACAUUCUCAUGAUGUAG
Apis florea (little honeybee) is the source of this 759-nucleotide messenger RNA. RefSeq names its product piggyBac transposable element-derived protein 4-like. Lineage: Eukaryota; Metazoa; Arthropoda; Insecta; Hymenoptera; Apidae. The record is from RefSeq and is a predicted model, not a curated record.